CAUUUUACGUGGAUGCGCAUUUGCCUUCGUCGUUUCGGCAACCUCCGGCUUGGACCGUAAAUACACGGAAAGGGCCGAGCGGCAGCGGAGCUGUCCGGAACAUCCGGCCGUGGCUUCUGAACAUAAACAGCUAUGGCGGAGGCAGCAGCAGCGUCUGUGGCGGCUUCGGGAGUGAUAGGAGGUUGGACCAAACACGUAACCUGCAGGUAUUUCAUGCACGGUCUCUGCAAGGAAGGAGAGAACUGCCGGUAUUCCCACGAUCUGGCUAGCAGCAAACCCGCAGCCAUGCUUUGCAAGUUCUUCCAAAAGGGAAACUGUGUGUUCGGAGAGCGCUGCAGGCUCAUUUUUCCCCGUGCGUCACCAGUUUCCAGUCGCCUCAGCGUUUGUUUAAAUCCACAGGUCUUGUGGUCGAUGAGUAGAGAACUGGUCUGUCAGGUGUUAUCAGCCAAUCACAGUGACAGGAAGUGGGGGCCGCCGCCGCCGCCUGUCCCAGGGGCUCAGGACUGGGUCAACGCCGCAGAGUUCGUUCCAGGACAGCCGUACUGCGGCCGGGCUGAACAGGUGACGCCGGAGAGCUCCGCCCCUCUGGUCAAGGAGUCGGACAGCGACGCUCCGCCGCAGGACAAAGAGCUGAAGAAGCAGCUGUGUCCGUACGCAGCGGUCGGAGAGUGCCGCUACGGCGUCAACUGCGCGUAUCUCCACGGCGACGUGUGCGACAUGUGUGGCCUACAGGUGCUGCACCCUACGGACAACGGUCAGCGCUCCGAACACACGAAGGCGUGCAUCGAGGCCCACGAGAAGGACAUGGAGAUCUCGUUCGCCAUCCAACGCAGCAAGGACAUGAUGUGCGGCGUGUGCAUGGAGGUGGUGUUCGAGAAGGCCAACCCCAGCGAGCGUCGCUUCGGCAUCCUGUCCAACUGCAGCCACUGCUACUGUUUAAAGUGCAUUCGCAAGUGGAGGAGCGCCAAACAGUUUGAGAGCAAAAUCAUCAAGUCUUGUCCCGAGUGUCGAAUCACGUCUAACUUCGUCAUACCGAGCGAAUACUGGGUCGAGGAUAAAGAAGAUAAACAGAAACUGAUCCAGAAGUACAAGGACGGCAUGGGAACUAAACCGUGUCGGUACUUUGACGAGGGCCGUGGAACCUGUCCCUUUGGCUCCAACUGCUUCUACAAACACGCCUUCCCCGACGGACGACUGGAGGAGCCGCAGCCUCAGCGACGACAGACGGGGUCCAACAGCAGAAACAGGAGCUCGAGACGAACUCCUCUGUGGGACAUCUUCGACGAGCGGGACAGCACCGACUCCUUCGACAACGACGACGAGGAGAUGGUGACGUUCGAGCUGAGCGAGAUGCUCCUCAUGCUGUUGGCGGGGGGGGCCGACGACGAGGUGACGGACUCGGAGGACGAGUGGGACUUGUUUCACGAGGAGUUGGACAAUAUUUAUGAGUACUACCUAUAGCGGCCCCGCCCACUAACCCCCCCCCCCCGUGUAUAGUAGUCACUAGAACGGACCGUCUGUGUGUGAGUGAUGGACAGUAGCUUUCCACCCUCCCACCCCCGUGUAUCGUGGCAGUGCCUUUAACGAGGCCGUUAAAAAAAUGAACUCCUUAAAGAUUAAAAAAAAAAAAAAAAAAACUCCACCCACGUCCGUGCGCUCGUGCUAAACCUUUUUUGGAAACCUUUCCUUGUGGGUCAGUGUUGUGCGGUUCACGUUGAAGAGGAAAAAUAAAAACACGAACUCGAGAUCGAGUUGAACAGAAAUGAAACAUUUCUCUAAAUAUCGCUAAUUAAAGUGACGUUCGUUCGUGGGUUUGACUCGUUUAUCUUCUACUCAGACUGGUUGUACAUAUUACGAUGACUCCGACGGAGGAUGCACUCGCACGUGCUCGGCACCAUUUACUGUAGUAGCGAUGGGCAUGUCGUAAGGUUUUACACGCGGUUUCCCCGAAGACCGAAAAAAAUCGUUUCUUUAUUGAAGUUGCUCAUAGCAAAUAUAUCGUGCCGAUCUUUUAAUCGAUUUACCGUAAUCACUUUGAUGUGGUCCUGGGAGAGUGUGUACAGUGUGUACUUUGUACUCACAGGUGUUGGAGGUGUUGUACUGUUGUAACAGCAGGUGGCGCCCAGGAGCUGACAGUGGUUCUGGGCUGUCGACCAAAUCAGUCCCAGGAACCGUCCUGGUCCAGUGAUCCUGUAACAGAACAAAUGCUUUUGAGUCCGAGCUCCGAACACUCUGACGUCAUCAAUCCCCGUAUUCCCAUCCACACUUUUGGGCACGACGGCCGAUAUCGAUCCGAUAUCGCUGUUGAAAUCUGGGCACCUGGACGGACUGAAGGUCGGAGUCGGACGAUGUUUGUAAAACACCGUGUAACAAGUUAACGAACAGAAGGAAAUUCACAGAUUUAUUCAUAUGGAUUUUAUUUAAAAUGAAUUGUAAAUUUAUCAAAUAAAUGUUCACCAGUGGUCACUUGGAAAAGCAUUUUAAAUAAACAGGAUAAAAAGUCAAA
Cynoglossus semilaevis (tongue sole) is the source of this 2506-nucleotide messenger RNA. It is a transcript of the gene mkrn1, whose product is annotated as makorin, ring finger protein, 1. Gene Ontology annotation, biological process: protein polyubiquitination. The record is from RefSeq and is a predicted model, not a curated record. Bases 133 to 1461 code for a protein of 442 amino acids. Gene Ontology annotation, molecular function: metal ion binding; ubiquitin protein ligase activity. Lineage: Eukaryota; Metazoa; Chordata; Actinopteri; Pleuronectiformes; Cynoglossidae. The transcript has 9 exons.